This is a messenger RNA of Nicotiana tabacum (common tobacco), 1797 nucleotides long. The record is from RefSeq and is a predicted model, not a curated record. NCBI's taxonomy places the organism in Eukaryota, Viridiplantae, Streptophyta, Magnoliopsida, Solanales, Solanaceae.
AUGGCAUCACGACCAUACAUGGAGAACAACGGGCAGCAAGGGAAAUGUUCGCAGUCCACCAUGACAUGCCCGACCUCGGAUGAUGAGGGAAGCGUGCGGACCUUUGAAGAUGAUGAGGAAGACUUCUUUGCACCCCGAACCUUCGUCACCCCUGAGGAAUCCGAUGCGACCAAGUCAACAGUUGAAGAGCUGGAGCAGACCGUUUUGAUCAAACACCUCCCGGAUUUCAAGGUAUACCUGGGAACGGGGCUGACCCCUAAACUCAGGGAAGGCUUUAUUCAAUUCCUUAGUAAUAAUAUCAACUGUUUUGCUUGGUCCCACUUAGAUAUGACAGGUAUCCCACCAGAAAUAACCUCUCACAGACUAAGCGUUGACCCCAAAUUCAAACCCGUGAAGCAUAAGAAAAGACCGCAGUCCAAGAUAAAGCAUGCUUUCAUCAAAGAGGAAGUGGCGAAACUCCUUAAAAUUGGAUCCAUCAAGGAGGAAACCUUCGACAACCUCAAAAGCUACAACAUAAAGCUCAAUCCUGAGAAGUGCGCCUUCGGAGUAGGCUCGGGCAAAUUCCUGGGCUUCAUGGUCUCAAACAGGGGGAUCGAAAUCAAUCCCAACAAAAUAAAGGCCAUUGAAGAAAUUACGGUGGUGAACAACAUAAAAGCCGUUCAACGGCUGACAGGGCGGAUCGCGGCCCUGGGCAGAUUCAUAUCAAGAUCAUCGGACAAAAGUCACCAUUUCUUUGCCCUACUCAAAAGAAAGAACAACUUCGAAUGGACUCCAGAAUGCCAACGCGCCCUGGAAGAAUUGAAACGGAACCUGUCUAGCCCGCCUUUGCUACACACGCCCAAGGAGGAUAAAACGAUAUACGUAUACCAGGCCGUAUCCGAAAUGGCAGUAAGCGGCAUACCGGUCCGAGAACAGAAAGGUACGCAAUUUCCUAAUUAUCAUGUGAGCCGAACCUUAGGGGACUCCGAAACCCCGAUAUCCCCAUCUGGAAAAAUUGUGUCUCGCACUAAUAAGCGCCUCGUGCAAACUGAAGCCUUACUUUUAGUGCCACCGUAUUUGUGUCCUGUCAACUUAUCCCCUCCAGAGUAUAGUGCCGCAAACGUAAGAGGAUCUGGACUCGGUAUAGUCCUAAAGCCGCCCGUCGGCGGCAUAAUCAGGCAAUCCAUAAAAACCACAAAGCUGACUAACAAUGAAGCCGAGUAUAAGGCUAUGAUUGCAUGUUUAGAGUUGGCCAAAGGUUUGGGAGCCGAGACUGUCGAGGCAAAAUGCGACUCGCUCCUCGUGACCUUAGUCCAUGUACCUCUAGAUAAAAAUUGCGAGGCUGAUGCCCUCGCGAACCUAAUAUCUUCCGCUGAAGAAGAAGACCUGCUCCCCGAAACCGUUGUCCAACUGUUCAAAUCUGUGAUCGAGGAAGGUCAUGCGGAAAUUAACUCCACCAGCCUGACAUGGAAUUGGAGAAACAAAAACAUCAUUUAUCUGAAGGAUGGGAAGCUACCCAUGGAUCCAAAAGAAUCGAGGGCCCUGCGAACCAAAGCGGCCCGGUUCUCACUCGACGAAAAUGGGGCUCUCUACGGAAGAACUUUUGAUGGUUUCCUGGUGAUAUACUUGGGACCGGGCUACCCGGAUUACGUGCCCCAGGAGAUCCACAAGGGCACCUACGAAAAUCACUCCGAGUCCGAUUCCUUAGUCCGAAAAGUGAUCAGAGCGGGCUUCUAUUGGGGCAGCAUUGAAAAAGACUCUAGGGAAUUCGUCCAAAAAUGCGACAAGCGUCAGAGGUUUGCUCCCAUAAUCCACUAG